UGAGUCGAACAGCAACUCGGCCGGGGCUGUUACUCGCUGAGCGUGGUUUGUCAUCGAGGGACUUAUCUCGGGUUUGUUCGCUUGCGCGUGUGCGGCGUCUGUGAAACGGGCGAACUAAAGUUGUUUACGGGGUUAUUUUGGAUGCCAGAUCGUUUGUUUUCGGAAUAUGGCUCAGCGUGGACACCAUCGUGUUGCGAGUUCCCAAAAAGCUUUAAUGUUGGAGCUGAAAAGUCUCCAGGACGAGCCGGUUGAAGGCUUCAAAAUAACUUUAGUCGACGAGUCAGACUUGUACAACUGGGAAGUCGCGAUUUUCGGACCCCCGAAUACGCACUAUGAAGGGGGUUAUUUUAAGGCACGUAUCAAAUUCCCCAUGGACUACCCGUACUCUCCUCCUGCCUUCAGAUUCCUUACCAAGAUGUGGCAUCCCAACAUUUAUGAGUUUGUUUAAUUAUGCAUUUAUAUAUUAAAAUGUGUGUUUGUUUGUAUUCAGAGCGGGGAACUGCCGUCAGAGAGGUGGAACCCAACACAGAAUGUGAGGACAAUCUUAUUGAGUGUUAUCUCCCUGCUGAAUGAGCCCAACACUUUCUCGCCUGCCAACGUGGACGCCUCCGUCAUGUACCGCAAAUGGAGGGACAGCAAGGGGAAAGACCGCGAAUACGGAGAGAUCAUCAGGAAGCAGGUUCAAGCCACGAAAGCCGACGCCGAGCGUGACGGGGUGAAGGUGCCCACCACGCUGGCCGAAUACUGCAUCCGUACCCGUGCCCCACCUGCCGACGAGGGCUCCACCUUAUUCUAUGACGACUACUAUGAUGAUGAGGAGUUAGAUGAUGAUGAAGAGGAGGGUGAGGACUGUUGCCAUGAUGAAGACGACUCUGGGACAGAGGACUCUUGACGAGCAGCGCCCAAGCUUUCCGAACUCUCCGCUUCGGUUUUCCGUUUGGUUUCGUAGCUUUUAAAUCAAGUCGAAAAGUUGCAUUUUUUUUUAAGAGAAAAUUUUUCAGUUUUUGAAGAUCUGAGAUUGCACACAUCUGGAUGAUUUGCGUAGAGGUUAUGGAUCCCAAUGAAUUAAUUGUACGUCUGUUCAAGUAGCAACCAAAAGUUGCAGUGAACUCCAAACCGAGACGCUUUGGAUGUGUGUUUUUGUUUUAUUUCUUGUUGUUUUGGGGGGAAGGUUGGGUUUGCCCCAUCAGUGCGAAACAGUCCAGCUUAUGUUUAUUUGAUUCUCGAUAUCUUGCCUUUCAAAGGCACCUGAUCUCAGGUUUUCAGUGUCUGUGAUUCAACAGUAUUGGCGUCUUUGGUGGGAUAAAAAGUAGCUAAUACACAUUCUCAGGGCUACUUCUGUUUCUUACACCACAGUGCAUCAUAUUCUGCUUCUGUAGCCAAGGACUGAACUAUAUUCACUAUAUUUAGCUACUCUUUGACAUUUGCUGGUAUUUUAGUUUUGUUAUAUAUCCUUUUUCAUUUUAAACUUUUGUGGUGACUCUAGCCUAAAAUCCUCCUCAGGAAAAUGGACACAAGACUUUGGUGUGUUUGUGGCUGACCGCUUGACCCGAACAGACUUUUUAAACCCUUUCAGCAAAUUCAUGCACACUGGGUAUUUUGGGACACUUUCCCCUUCUUGUUUGUAUUUUUAUUUUUUUUCUCCUUUUUUAUUUUUGGUAUGCUUUGUAAAUCUAUUUAAAGUCUGAAUAAAGAUCUUUAUUAGAAUAACUGUAAUACAAUUGUUGAUGAAUAAUAAAAUUCAAUGAUAUAAUGAAUAAUAAAACGGUAAGGUAUCUGUGUAUAAUAUUUACUAACACUGCUACUGUUCCCAAAAUACAGAUUUUGCCACUAGAGGGCAGCAGUGGGCUUCUUAUUGUUAUGGUUUUCUUAGUUUUAUCAGCCUAACCAUAGUUAAUAGGUAAUGCUCUUAUCUAAAUUUUUUUAAUAACUUUUUUUUUUUUUAUAAACAUUCGAGUAAAGUUGCUGCAUUUUCUUCAAAGUAAAGCAGCAUGAAAUCAAAUAAUGACAUUAUGUCCUUCAUUUCUUUUGCAUAUUUAAGUGUGCCAAAUGGAUCAUUACAGGCCUAUAGUCAUAUAACAUUUAGUGAAGGGACCAAUUCUCACUAUGAACUAGUUGCUUAUUAGCAUUCUUAUAAUUAACAUAUUGCCUGUUUAUUAGUGCUUGUAAAGCACAUAUUCUGCAUGACCAUAUUCUACAUCCCUAAUCCUGCCCAAUACCUAAACUUAACUACCUUACUAACUAUUAAGCAGCAGCAAACCAGGAGUUUGAGACACAAAUUGUAGUUAAUGGUUUGUAAAUGGUGAGAAUUGGACCUUAAAGUCUGAUCGUUAUAAUUUCAAAAUCACAACAUGUUUAUGAUUCCCUUGUAUACGUGAAGUUACUUCAUAGUACCGUGUAAGUGAAGAAAAGGUUUAUGCUAGGAAAAAUGGAUGUGAAGGAAUAAUUUGCAUUUAAAAGGCAUUGAUCAUAGGUGGUUGACCUUUCAAUUGAAUGAAGAAUGAAUGGAGUUUGCUACAGCACUCAUAUGCCAAGAUCUAUUAUGAAGGUCCUUGAAGGAUGUCAUUGCAGUCUGGAGUUCUGCUGCUCAAUUAUGUUGUCAACAGACCUGGCUUGAAGGUCAGCUUAACUGAAAAGUCUUUGAUUGGAAGCACCACAGCGUAAAGCACUGAUAAAUUUACAGUAUCCGAUCUGUCCGUCCCAGAUCCGUUGCUAAAGUUCACAUAUCACUGCAUUAGUCAAACAGUGUGGGAACCCUGUAAAAGGGUUUUGCCUAUCUUGGAGGGCAAAUAAACUCGACGUAUAACCACAUUCUGUGUUGUGCUGAGACUUUGUGCUUCUUUACAGGUAGAGCUACUGCAUAUGAAGCAUCCUUAACCCAUCAUAACAAGGGCUUGCUUUCUAGACUGGAGUGUUGUUCUCACCCACUCCUCGACUGUUGCAGAUUGGUGGGUCGAGCGAUUCAGACAAGAGGGUGAUAGGAAAAACUUGAAGUCUCCCAGGAGGGUAUGAUUGUGGUGUUGUCUCCAAGGAAACCGUUGACGGGGAAUGGAGCGUAACAAUAAAAGCCCUACUGUGAAA
This is a messenger RNA of Cyprinus carpio (common carp), 3081 nucleotides long. RefSeq names its product cell division cycle 34, ubiquitin conjugating enzyme a (gene cdc34a). The record is from RefSeq and is a predicted model, not a curated record. Gene Ontology annotation, molecular function: ubiquitin conjugating enzyme activity. NCBI's taxonomy places the organism in Eukaryota, Metazoa, Chordata, Actinopteri, Cypriniformes, Cyprinidae. Gene Ontology annotation, biological process: protein polyubiquitination; ubiquitin-dependent protein catabolic process.